CACGUAAUCUACGACAGUUUGCGGCAGUGGCUGGAGACCAGUGGAAAGGAAGUGAACGAAUUAUUUAGUGAAUUGAGGUUGUUCGUUCAGUUGUUUCUCCAUGCGCUUAACUUUUUUCAUUAUCACAUUUUACACUGAGUGUCAACAGGACAGCCUUGGAUACAUUUCCGACAGAAAACUCUAGAGCAGGGGCAGUUUCUGACAGCGAGAGAGAAGCAGUAACCGGGCAAUGCUGCUCACCGUGUUUUGUGCACCGAGAGACCGCUCGGAAACCACUUUCGCCCUGGACGUGUCCCCGGAGCUUGAACUCAGGGAUUUCUUGGCUCUUUGCGAACUAGAAUCAGGAAUACCAGCCGGGGAAAUUCAGAUCAUAUAUGCAGAGCAGCCUUUACAAGACCCCACCCGGGCCCUGGGGAACUAUGGCCUGAAAGAUGGAGAUGUGCUGGUGUUAAGACAAGCAGAGAGGUUACGAGCACCACCACAGCCCACAGUUCCAGGCCUGCCUCGCAUCGACUUCAGUUCCAUUGCUGUUCCUGGGACGUCCUCAGGCCAAAACAGAAACAGACCGCAACAAGCCCAGCGUCCCAGUACAACCCAGCCACCACCACCCCAAGCCACCACUUCUCCAGGUUCAGGCGUUUCUCCUCAGGGAUUGGACAACCCUGCCUUGCUACGAGACAUGUUAUUGGCAAAUCCACAUGAGCUGUCGCUUCUGAAGGAGCGCAACCCUCCACUUGCUGAAGCUCUGCUGAGUGGAGAUCUUGAGCGCUUCACUAAGGUGCUAAUGGAGCAGCAGCAGGACCGGGCACGGAGAGAUCAGGAGAGAAUCAAACUGCUGACUGCAGAUCCUUUUGACUUGGACGCUCAGGCCAAGAUUGAGGAGGAAAUCAGACAGCACAACAUUGAGGAGAAUAUGACCAUUGCUAUGGAAGAAGCACCUGAAAGUUUUGGCCAGGUUGUGAUGCUCUACAUCAACUGCAAAGUCAAUGGACAUCCAGUAAAGGCCUUUGUUGACUCGGGUGCCCAGAUGACAAUAAUGAGCCAAGCAUGUGCAGAGCGAUGUAAUAUCAUGCGCCUAGUGGACAGACGCUGGGCAGGCAUUGCCAAAGGUGUUGGCACCCAGAAAAUCAUUGGCCGAGUUCACUUGGCCCAGGUGCAGAUUGAAGGGGAUUUUCUACCGUGCUCCUUCUCCAUUUUGGAAGAUCAGCCCAUGGAUAUGCUGCUAGGCCUUGAUAUGCUGAAGAGACACCAGUGUUCUAUCGACCUAAAGAAAAAUGUCCUCCUUAUUGGGACAACGGGUACAGAGACACGCUUUCUACCUGAGGCAGAGCUGCCUGAAUGUGCUCGGCUAGCUUACGGGCCAGAGGGACGAGAAGAGCCCCGGCCUGAUGAGAUUGCAGAUCGAGAACUGGCUGAGGCAAUACAAAGAUCUGUACAGGACAGCGAUUUUGAAGAUGGAAAAACUACCUCACCACAAUCCCUGCCCUUUAAACCUCUCAACCAACCCACAUCUUCAGCCUCGAGUCAUCCCCACAAUCUCACACUAGACCGGUCCAGGUCUGCCCCAGCCUCUAUAAACCAAGGAGUGACCCCAAUUGAAAUUUCCACACCGAUUAAAUCUUCACCACUUCCACCAUUGGCUGCGGGUAAACCCUCUCCAGAAUCCCCUGAUGACACCAUCAGAUCUCAGUCCCAAGGACUGGCAGAUGCCACAUCAUCCAGCUUGCAGACAGAUGCAGAUGCUCCCAUCCCAAGCACUCUUCCCUCUCAGGAACCAUUCUCUAGUACUGUGCCCGAGGACAAUGAAGUGACCGGCAGCAUAGCUACAGGAGAUUACAGCAAUCCAAUGGACACCGUUUUGGGGAAGUCUAUUACUUCCUCAGGGACUGUAUCAACAGAAGCUCCUUUUAUUGUCUUUAACCCAAGCUCACAGACUCAGACACUGGAUCAGGAAAUGGACAUGGAUGUUUCUUACAAUGCAAAACCAGAAAUUGGCCAUGACUUGUCUGAUCAGUUUCAGAGUACCCAAGGUGAUGUAACUGAAGAUGUUUCACAGGCUCAAGUUCCAGAUUUGAACCUUGAACCCUGUUCUGUUGAGCCAGCCACUUCUUCUGUCUUUCCAGACCCUGAAAAGAGUGUAAUACCCUAUGAAAGAGACCAGUCAGAGGUGGAUAAUGUCCCUCCUCUGGCUCAAGCCCUUAAAGAACUCCAUAAACUUCUUAUGUCUAGUAGUUGGCCAACGGUUUCUGGAAGGAUUCCUCUAUCUCACCCUAAUGGUACAGCACCAAGUCUAGAUGUAGAUGAGCUGAAUCUGGAUCCUGAUGCAAGAAACCACACAACUCUGAACCCGACUGCUGACUCGUCUUCUAAUACUGCCACAACAGAUGACAAAGAGGAGGAAAGUGUUGCCAAAGCUGACUUGACUUCACGAUCAGUGAGGGAUUCUCCAGAUUUACACUCAAGCAAUUCAUGGCACACAGAGAACCAUCUUUCUAGACAGGCGGAUCCCAUAGUGGAACAAACCAUUCAGCACCCUCUUCCUGGUGGAAGUCAGGACCUUAAUUUUGAAGAAGGUUCAGUAUCGGUGACUUCUUCCCAAGGAGAUUGUGAACUCCCCGAGGAUCAGCAAGGGAAUGACAUUAUGGGUGAAAAAACCUCAGGCAUUGACAUCUCAGCUGACCCGUCUCAGCAGCACCCGCUUUCUGUAGCAGCUGGCCCAUCAACCAAUCCCAGCCUAGGGCCUGUUGCAUCUCCUCAAAGUCAAGCCCCUGAGAUGGAUCCUGUUUUUCUUGGAGACACCAUCCAGUCUGCUCCACAGCCCUCGAUGGGACAGUUUCCACUAGAGCACAUUCAUAGGAUCCAGGCAUCUGGGUUUUCAGCCCAUGAGGCUGCUGAGGCACUAGAACAGGCUCAAGGAAGCGUGGAGCUUGCCUUAUUGGUGCUGCUUGCACGAAACAUCACUGUGCCCACUUAGAAUUAACUCCUAUGGGUGGCAUCGGUUAACACAUUAGCCUUUUUUCCAUCAGUGGGUUUUCUUUUAGGAGUCCAGGUGUUUUUUUUUUUUUUUUACUUAUUGGUCUUUUUUUGGCCAAAAUACAAAAUGUUUAACGAACAGAUUUGUGAGAAGCUGGCUGUAUUUCACUUUCAACAGAAUGAUAAUAUCUGUGCAUUUUUUAUUAAGGUUUUGCAUGUUGCCUCAAUAGUUCGUAAUGGAUUGUUGAUUUUAUUGGUUUGGUUUGAAUAAAUUUGAUAAACAUUUUACAGGAAUGUGAAUAGUUUACUUGAGGUGGUGGGGCUCGGUAAUACAAUUCUUCAAAACUAGACCGGUUUCCUAUUAUCCAACAACUGCAUGGAUUUAGAUUGCAAAGAUUUGUGCCUGAUGUUGACUGACCUUAAACAGAAAUGAUGAAGCAUCUUACUAAAUACAUUUUGUGUAAAAGUAAUAGCAGCGGAUAGUAAACUGGUAAACCACCCAUUUCAGAAUCCCUUUCCAAAUUUGAGUUGGCAAUAAUGUUUAAGCUGAGGUAAUUUUCUCUUAAUUUUGUUUUGAUAGUUGCCAAUCCUGUAUGACUUGACAUGUUUUUAAUAGGUUGCCUUUGGAAAUUAUUAGCAGUAGACUUAAAUACCAUAACCUUUGUGUUCAUAGUCCAUCUUUGAGCAAGUAUGUUCUGUAUUAUAUAAAACAGUUCUGAAGGGGAAGGUAUAACAUACUUUUAUUAUCAGUAGUAUGUCUUUUACCAGAUGUUGUGGUAGUGUUUUAUAAUGUUUUCAUUUAAAUUAAAUUGACAGGAAAAAGGUGGUGCUAAUAAAGUAGUCUACAGGAGUUUUUUUUCCCCAUCCACCACUACACUUUGUUGGGAUGUCUGUUCUGUUUAUCUUAUUUGUUGUCUCUUGUCUAAACACUCAAUUUGGGUGUAAAGUCCUAAUGUACCCUUUUCAGCUGUCUGUGCAGUUUUGUCAUGUCUACCCUCUUGUUUAGUAAUCUCUGGGUCAUAUAUCAGUUGUUCAAUCAAUUCGAGAAACUGUUUCAUCUUGUAUACAGUUUAAAAACCAAAUAAAAUGAAAAAAAUGAUUCUUAUAU
Danio rerio (zebrafish) is the source of this 4081-nucleotide messenger RNA. Lineage: Eukaryota; Metazoa; Chordata; Actinopteri; Cypriniformes; Danionidae. The record is from RefSeq and is a predicted model, not a curated record.